AUGUUUGGUAACACCAACCGCGUAGGAGGAUUUGGUACCUCAAAUACUACCAACACGACAGGAUCGGGUGGAUUGUUUGGAUCUAGUCCUAGUACUGGUGCCUUCGGCUCUAGUACUACAGGUCAGGCAACUUCGCCUUUUGGUCAGGCUGCUAGCUCUACUGGUGGCACUGGUCUGUUUGGUCAAACUACCAAUAACUCCGGAGGUGGUUUGUUUGGUUCAUCCACCUCAGGACAAACAUCCAAUGUUUUCGGUUCUGCAAAUUCCGCUAACAAUGCCAGCUCUACUUCGCCAUUUGGACAAGCCAAUACUGGUGCCAGCGGAGGUCUUUUCGGAGCGACUAAGCCUACAACUGGGUUUGGCGGGUUCUCGAACACGGCUACAAACAGUUCACCUUUUGGCCAGUCGACGGCUGCUACUAGUUUUGGAUCAUCUGCCAAUAACAACCAGAACCAGGGAACUUCCGUUGUUCCUUUUGAACCUUUUUCAGAAAAAGAUACAACAAAGGCCAAUAUGUCCAAUUAUUAUCAAAGUAUUACAUCAAUGCCUCAGUACCAAAACUUUUCGUUUGAGGUAAGUAUACGAUAUUAUAUCUACAAUGGACCAAUUAUUGAAUUAGUCCUGCGUAUAUAUAGUUUAAAGCUCCAUAAGUUUAACCAUCGCUAUGGCAAUCAUAAGAUUGUGCAGUUAAACUGUGGCCCCACGAGCUGUUUCCAAUUGACAGUUAAUGGCUUGAAUGGACAGAAAAUUUCGAGUAAAUUUGAUUCCCUACUAACACAUAAAGGAAUUGAGGUAUCAGGAUUAUCAACAAAGUCGUCGCUUUGGAAACGGUGGUGCUAA
Molecule: messenger RNA, 840 nt
Organism: Sugiyamaella lignohabitans
Lineage: Eukaryota; Fungi; Ascomycota; Dipodascomycetes; Dipodascales; Trichomonascaceae
Gene: NUP116
Product: FG-nucleoporin NUP116
Exons: 1
Coding region: 1-840 (279 amino acids)
Source: RefSeq, a predicted model, not a curated record